CACUUCCGGAUGUCCCGCCCAUGCGCACUUUAAACGGAAACAUGGCAGCUCCAACUACAAACCCCGAUGACAUUUCAGCGUCCAUUGCUCGCAUUUUGAAUGAAAAACACUCCCCUGAACACUUGCAAGUCUUAAAAACUUUUAACGCUUUGUUACAGGACCGGGAAUACAGGGAUGCUGUUAGUGGAAAGGCUUUCUCCGGUCUUCUAAAAGUCUUAUCCAGACUCAGUGAUGAGCUGCAAGCUUCCAGCGGCUCUGAUUACAACUUAAAGCUGCAGCUUGCUGCUGAGUGCUUUCGAGCUCAGAGGAACUCCUGUGUGCAAAGUUCCCGUAACCAGUGCCUGCUCAGGGAGCUUGGUUUCGUUGAUGUUUCUCUUCAGCUACUGAGAUUCCUGUACACAAAUUCAAAGAACAAGGAUGGCGUCUUUGAACCUGUGCGUUGUGGGAUCCAGUUUCUUGGUAAUUUAGCUGUGGGGAACCAAGUGUGUAAAGAUGACAUUUGGCAGCGGAGCUUUCCAGAUCUCUUCUUGCAGCUGCUUAGCGUGCAUGACGAGAAGACGGUGAGCCACACCUCUAUGGUGCUCCACACAUGUCUGGAUGAAGUCAAGGUGGAGGAACUGUCUGAGCCGCAGAACAUCCAAUUGGCGCUCAAGGUGAUGGAGCUCUGCAGGACGCAACCCGAUCUGGACUGGACCGUCCUGAUUGCAACUCAACACUUUCUCAAGUCUUCAGCUCUGGUUGAAAAAAUGUAUGCUGCCAUGUCAUCCUGUGAAAGACUUACCUUGUUAGAGCUGAUCUCGGCCCAGCUAAGUGGCGAAGAGUCCCUGGACUGUGGCGUCCCCUCCAACGUGGCCCGCUUCCUCGCCUCCACCUUCCAGAAAGGUUGCGGAGCCGUGUUGACCCUUGCCACUGGCUCCGCCUCCAGCGAAGAGGUCCUGCAGGAGGCGCUGACUGUGAUCGGUCUGCUUGACGUGCUGUGCGAGAUGACCUCACACCAAGCGCAGUUCCUCCAGGACCAACCGGACCUUUUAGUGACCACUGUAGAGCUCUUGAAGCAGGUCCACUCCAUCGGAAAGGCCAGCAAGAACAUUUUCAGCUCGGCUCAGAACUUCUCAACCUCGAGCGACGAAGAUGACCCUUCUUCCGAAUCACCCGUCGUCAGCUUUAAGGCUCACCUUAUCAGGCUUAUUGGGAACCUGUGCUACACCCACGCCAACAACCAGAACAAGGUCAGAGAACUGGAAGGCCUCCCACUCAUUUUGGACAACUGCAACAUAGACAGCAACAACCCAUUCAUCAGUCAAUGGGCCAUUUUCGCUAUCCGCAACCUCCUGGAGCACAAUCGGAAGAAUCAGGAGCUGGUGGCCUCCCUGGAACGCCGUGGGGCUGCCGACUACUCUGCGCUCAGGGAGCUGGGCUUCCAGGUGGAGGAGAGAGAUGGCAGCUUGCUGCUCAAACCAGUCAGGAAAGAUGCUUGACCUCCUCCGGGAACACAGGUUUUCAUGUGAAGAAUUCACACCGGCAGGAACCAGGAACAUGCUUGCAGUAAUAUUAGUCACUACCUUCGCAACACAAUAAGGCUCGAAAGGCCAUGGGAUUUCGCAAUGCAUUGUGGGGCUGGGUAGCCAUUGUUUGUGUUUGUUUACAUGGCUGUACUUAACCAGGGGUAUUGUGAGAGUGAGCAACAAAGUGGAUUAAAUCGUACAAAAAAAAACUAGACCCUGUCCCAAUUAUUAGCCCCCUUGAAAAUAAGUAAAAUUGGUGGAAUUGAUCCAAAUGAGCAUGUCCAAUAUACAAGAUUCGAGCAAGCUGCCGAAUGUGUCCUGUAUCUCCAUAGUCACCCAGGUCAGUUUUUAUACAGGCCAAACAUUUCGGAAUGCAUAGUCAGUUCACUUGUUCACGAGUGGGGGAAGAGUGGAUCGUGAGAUCGACAGGCGGAUCGGUGCGGCGUCUUCAGUAAUGCAAACGUUGUAUCGAUCUGUUGUGGGGAAGAAGGAGCUGAGCCGGAAGGCAAAGCUCUCAAUUUACCGAUCGAUCUACGUUCCCAUCCUCUUGGGUCAUGACCGAAAGGAUAAGAUCACGGGUACAAGCGGCCGAAAUGAGUUUCCUCCGCCGUGUGGCGGGGCUCUCCCUUAGAGAUAGGGUGAGAAGCUCUGUCAUCCGGGAGGAACUCAAAGUAAAGCCGCUGCUCCUCCACAUCGAGAGGAGCCAGAUGAGGUGGCUCGGGCAUCUGGUCAGGAUGCCACCCGAACUCCUCCCUAGGGAGGUGUUUAGGGCACGUCUAGCCGGUAGGACCCAGGACACGUUGGGAAAACUAUGUCUCCCGGCUGGCCUGGGAACGCCUCGGGAUCCCCCGGGAAGAGCUAGACGAAGUGGCUGGGGAGAGGGAAGUCUGGGCUUCCCUGCUUAGGCUGCUGCCCCCGCGACCCGACCUCGGAUAAGCGGAAGAUGAUGGAUGGAUGGAUGGAUAGUCAGUAAAGGCUCACAGACAAACCAAACUUCAAGAUUUUUACAUCAGAAAGAAAAGAUUGUUGUCUUUUCAGAGGUACGUCAACAGGACUUGUCACUGAGUCGUGUCAACUGAAAAAAAUUGGUUUCAAACUAAAUAUAUUUUAAGUCCGAAAUACAAAUGCAUCAAUGUGGGAAAAAUGCAAAGUCUUGUCAGAUCUAUAAAUAAGCGUGUUUUUUUCCCCCCCUAUAUACUGUACUUUGUGUCACACACGGGUUAGUGCGUGUGCCUCACAACAGAAAGGUCAUGGGUUCGAUUUCUGGGCUCGGGGUCUUUCUGUGUGGAGUUUGCAUGUUUUCCCGGUGACUGCGUGGGUUCCCUCCGGUUACUCCGGCUCAAAGACGUGCACCUGGGGAUAGACUGAUUGGCAACACUAAAUGGUCCCUAGAGUGUGAAUGUUGUCUGUAUGUGUUGGCCCUGCAAUGAGAUAGCGACUUGUCCAGGUUGUACCCCGCCUUCCGCCCGAGUGCAGCCGGGAUAAACUCGAGCACCCCCCACCACCCCGAGAGGGACAAGCGGUAGAAAAUGCAUGGAUGGAUACUGCACGUUGUCAGACUAACCGCUUACUAAAUGCUACGUGCGACAGAAUAAAACGUGCUUUGAUUCAAACGUUCCAGUGGGAAAAUGCCGUGAAUAAAUCGUUCACCUACUCAGUGGCCUAGUGGUUAGAGUGUCCGCCCUGAGAUCGGUUGGUUGGGAGUUCAAACCCCGGCUGAGUCAUACCAAAGACUAUUAAAAAUGGGACCCAUUACCUCCCUGCUUGGCACUCAGCAUCAAGGGUUGGAAUUGGGGGUUAAAUCACCAUAAAUGAUUCCCGGGCGCAGCACCGCUGCUGCCCACUGCUCCCCUCACCUCCCAGGGGGUGAUCAAAGGGAUGGGUCCAAUGCUGAGGACAAAUUUUUCCACACCUAGUGUGUGUGACAAUCAUUGGUACUUUAACUUUAACUUUACCAGGUGAUGGCGUUAAAAGUCAUGUUUGUCUAACAGCUGCUAUCCAGGCUAUUCACUGUCUCUUCAUUAGCUCACUAACUCGACUUCUUUGGGCUUUGCUUUCACGCUGGAAAUGAGAAAAGUCAAACAAAAUAUAUAUAUAUUUUUUUUGCCUGAGGCGAUCUUGACCACGAUUGUGGCAAUUAAUGCUGCCGCACGUUCACGCCAUGUUUUGAACUUUGUACAAAACUUGAGGAAAGCACGUUCAAGCCAUGUUUUGAACUUUGUACAAAACUUGAGGAAAGAGGCUUGUUUUCCAUCCGAUCAUCCAUUCAUCCAUUUUCUAUCGCUUAUUCCCUUUGGGGUCGCGGGGUGCUCUGGUGCCUAUCUCAGCUACAAUUGGGCUGAAAGAAGGGUACACCCUGGACAAGUCACCACCUCAUCACAGGGCCAACACAGAUAGACAGACAACAUUCACACUCACAUUCACACACUAGGGCCAAUUUAGUGUUGCCAAUCAACCUAUCCCCAGGUGCAUGUCUUUGGAGGGGGGAGGGAACCCACGCAGUCACGGGGAGAGCAUGCAAACUCCACACAGAAAGAUCCCGAGCCCGGGAUUGAACCCCAGACUACUCAGGACCUUCGUAUUGUGAGGCAGACGCCAGAGUGAAGUCUUGUUUUCAGCCAUGUAAAUAAGUAACACCGAGUCCAGCAAGACCCACAAUGCAUUGCGUUAGUACGUCACACUUUCAAGCCUUCUCAAUACAUCCUUGCUAAAACUAAGCUUUAGGACCUCUUGUAUGGUCUCACCCAAAAUCCUUGGAAAUGAAGAUAAAGGCAAUGCUGGUUAAAAUAAUUAUUUGUCCUGUAAUCCAAAGACAGAUACCUCUACAGUUUUCAGGCUUUUCUAAUCUUAACCAGGGUUAAAUCCCAAACUGCAUCACCCAAUGAAUACAUGUAACAAAUAUUAUUUAAAAAAAACUUACCAUAGAACAGGGGUAGGGAACCUAUGGCUCUGGAGCCAGUUGUGGCUCUUUUGAUGACUGCAUCUGGCUCUCAGAUAAAUCUUAUCUGAAAUUACUUAACAGAAUAAGUAAUUAAUAAUUCCGCUGGUAAUCGCAGUGUUAAAAAUAACGUUCAAAAUAUAAAACAUUCUCAUGCAUUUUAAUCCAUUUGUCCGUUUUCUACCGCACCUGUUCAAGAGGGGCGGUAUAGCUCGGUUGGUAGAGUGGCCGUGCCAGCAACUUGAGGGUUGCAGGUUCGAUCCCCGCUUCCGCCAUCCUAGUCACUGCCGUUGUGUCCUUGGGCAAGACACUUUACCCAUCUGCUCCCAGUGCCACCCACACUGGUUUGAAUGUAAAAAAAAUUAGAUAUUGGGUUUCACUGUUUCACCUGUUCAAGAGGGGCGGUAUAGCUCGGUUGGUAGAGUGGCCGUGCCAGCAACUUGAGGGUUGCAGGUUCGAUCCCCGCUUCCGCCAUCCUAGUCACUGCCGUUGUGUCCUUGGGCAAGACACUUUACCCACCUGCUCCCAGUGCCACCCACACUGGUUUGAAUGUAAAAAGAAUUAGAUAUUGGGUUUCACUAUGUUAAGCACUUUGAGUCACUUGAGAAAAAGCGCUAUAUAAAUAUAAUUCACUUCACUUCACUUCAAGAAGUCGCAUUAAUGGUAAGAUGUAUUUUAUUUAUUAUUGGUUAGCUUCAGAAUAACAAUGUUAUUAAAAAGAAUUAGAGACUUAUUAUACUCUCAAAAUGUUGGUCUUACAUAAAAAUGCAUGCUUUUAGUUGUAUUCAGUGUUUUAAAAAAUAUUAUACGCCUCUCACGGAAAUACAUUUUAAAAUAUUUGGCUUUAAUGGCUCUCUCCGCCAAAAAGGUUCCCGACCCCUGUCAUAGAAAUAUUGUCUAUAUUGCAUUAACAAUCAUGUUUAUACUCAUUGCAUGCUCAUAAUCCUAACUAAAUGCACUGUUUUGUAGAUAAAUGCUGUGUCAAAGGGUUUAAGACAUUCAAUCUACCUAUUUGAGUCUUUCACUAUGUCACUGCUUUCCUCCUAACCUGUAAUUUACUUUUGUUCUGGCGAUUAGUGGUAGAGUCAGAAGCGAUAAUCUGUCCUGACAUCUCGACAAUGUAGCGCGUUAUAGAACCUGCCCUACCCUGUUUUCUCUGCCUGGCGUUUUUUUUUUUUUUUUAAUGACAAGAUGCACUGAAACAAUCAACCGGACUCUCCCCUCAAUCCGCCGCCAUGGUGGAGGGAGCUUAUAUGGUUCCGGUCCCCAAGGAUUUCAGACAGCUAACAAAACAGCGUUUACUUGCGCUCCAGCGGCUGGCUGCAAUGCUUUUGAGCCUCACAGGAAAGCGGCUGUGCGAGUCAGCCAGGGUUUGAAUGAGGCAGCGUGGCCACCACACAUUACUCUGGGCUUUACCAUAUCAGCGUUUUAUACCACAUUGUGUUCCUGUCUCCCGGAUGCAAAAUACUUUAUUACAAGGCUUAAUAAAUAUGUUUGCGACCCAA
Molecule: messenger RNA, 5948 nt
Organism: Nerophis ophidion (straightnose pipefish)
Lineage: Eukaryota; Metazoa; Chordata; Actinopteri; Syngnathiformes; Syngnathidae
Gene: atxn10
Product: ataxin 10
Exons: 11
Coding region: 21-1478 (485 amino acids)
Biological process (GO): neuron projection development
Cellular component (GO): cytosol
Source: RefSeq, a predicted model, not a curated record